Molecule: messenger RNA, 1878 nt
Organism: Selaginella moellendorffii
Lineage: Eukaryota; Viridiplantae; Streptophyta; Lycopodiopsida; Selaginellales; Selaginellaceae
Product: RNA polymerase sigma factor sigE, chloroplastic/mitochondrial
Exons: 6
Coding region: 158-1822 (554 amino acids)
Biological process (GO): DNA-templated transcription initiation; regulation of DNA-templated transcription
Molecular function (GO): DNA-binding transcription factor activity
Source: RefSeq, a predicted model, not a curated record
UGGGAAAUCCAACGCAUGGAAUGCCGCCAAUAUGCUCAAAGCUAAGCGCACCGCCCCGUGGCUAUGGCGCUGGUUUGAAUGCGCGGCGCGGCGUGGAGCCAAAUUCUUGGCGCAGCGACGGAAUCCGGGCGCCGCUCAGAUGUGGUGAGACUAAAAAAUGGUCCUGGUAGCUUAUGCUUACGCAGCGGCUGCCACACACAUCUUUCACAGAGGAUCGUUCUCUCAAUGCUGGGGACCAAUUCCGGGGGUCUUGGAGAGCUCAUUUUUUUGCUCGCAGCUCCAGGGACUUAGAGCGGCAACUAGUGGGAUUUUUGGCCACAGGGUGGAUCUCCAGCACUGCUGGAGGUGUAGAUACGUGGAGGAUGCACUGGUAGAUUCGGACAAACAGUUAGCAGCGAAGGAUAAACGAAAGGCAAAGGCGUCAACUUCUCCAAAGAAAGGUGGACGUCGCAAGAACACACAGAUACCGGCAGUGGCCACUGAGGAGCUCGAGGCUUUGUCGCCAUCCAUGACUUUGGAUGAACUCUCGCUUAGGAACAGUCUCUCGGCUCUGCUCGAAUCGGCCUACCGUCAACCAGCUUUUAAGCCGGUGCUACUACGGUCACUAGAGAGGUUUCACGGCGUGGAAGAAGAACAGCGAGCUUUGUCUAUGGAUUUGGUCAGCCAGCCUUUGACCGUCAAGCACCAUAAGAAGCGUCGGCUUGGUCUGGAGAGCAGGAUGGCCUUGCAUAGGGAGCGUGUUGAGAAGCUGGCAAAGGAUCGCGCUCCUUUGAUCAGUGAAGAGGUUGAAACUCCAGCGAAAGUUUCAGCUCCGCCAGGUUGUGAAUUCGAUCCGUGGUCUCAGGAGGCCGAGGUUCUUAUCAAGGAGUAUGGUGCCAGUGGAAGCAUGCUAGUGCUCAACUGGGACAAACUUCCGCGGCUUCGCUUGACAGGCCCGGAAGAAGUUCGUCUUGCGUGGUUCAUGGCCCCGGCAAAGAGGCUCCAGCAAGUAAGACUAAAGUUUUUCGAGCAUUUAAAGAGAGAGCCUUCCGAGGAAGAAUGGGCCAAGGUGGCAGAGAUGAGUGUACAGACGCUUCGGCGGCUGUUACAGUCGGGUCAGGCCGCAAGGAACAAGAUGAUCAAGCACAACCUCCGGCUAGUAGCUCAUCAGGCUCGUAAGUACUUCAAAGAGGAGCUCAGCUUAUCUUUGCUCGACUUAUGCCAAGAGGGUGUCCCGGGCCUCAUGAGCGCAGUCGAUAAGUUUGAUCCAAAGAAAGGCUAUCGCUUCUCGACUUACGCAGUAUACUGGGUUAAAAACAGCAUUCUCCGAGCACAAACAAGGCUGGGACACAUCGUUAGAGUACCAUACAACGUUGCUGCGCAAAAGAUGACUAUCCAGAGAAAGCGAGCUCAGCUGUCUCUCGAGCUCGACAGGGAACCAACGCACGAGGAGGUGAUCACGGAACUUAAGAUGGACUCGAGGAGAUACUUUGAAGUCCUGAGGACGGGUGCUCCCAGGAGAUCGCUAAAUGCGCGCUCCAAAGUUACAGGAGAGGAGCUGAUCCACAGCAUCAGCGAUCCAGACGAGAACGAGGCACAGUAUUAUAACGCGGGAGCUCAACUUCGCCUUGGAAUGGACGAUGUACUAGAUUCUUUGAAACCAAAGGAGAGCUUGAUAAUUCGCCAGCGCUAUGGACUGGAUGGAAAGGGCGAGAGAUCGUUCACUGAGAUUGGACGUAACCUCAACCUUUCAAGGGAGAUGGUUCGAAAGUAUGAGAUUCGGGGAAUGAUGAAGUUGAAGCAUCCAACUCGAGUUAAAUAUCUUAGAGAGUUUUUGUUGUAACUUCAUUUUGUACAGAAAAUGGAAUCUCCUCCUUAAUUCUAAUGGUUUUCACAGUA